AUGACGAAGAGAUCGCUCAGCUGGCAGAUGCGCCAGGGGCUUCAGAUCCAGGGCAAGCAAAGCAAGUUGGAAAAGAAGUGCUUCGAAGAGGGUGAGGUCAUCGUCCGCCAGGGUGAGUCCGGCUCGGAGUUGUACGUGGUCCUGAAGGGCACCUGCGUGGUGACGGUGGAGACCGGGUCGAACGACGACCAGGGAAAUCCAGGAGUGCAAGCGCUGCUACACAAGAGACAUGUUCGGAGAGAAGGCGCUUCUAGAAAGGACCGUGCGUUCUGCCACGGUCUCCGCGGCCUCGAAGGUGGAGGUGUUGGCCCUUCGGCGGACCGCCUUUGA
This is a messenger RNA of Symbiodinium natans, 330 nucleotides long. NCBI's taxonomy places the organism in Eukaryota, Dinophyceae, Suessiales, Symbiodiniaceae. The record is from the annotation of a GenBank genome assembly.